AUGGCCAACACGAAAGCUUAUGCGAUCAUCGCCGGCGUCGGCCCCGGCACAGGCGCCGCGAUCGCCAAGAAAUUCGCCAAAGCAUAUUCCGUCGUGCUUCUGGCGCGCAGCACAAGCAGCUAUGCCAGCCUGGCAAAGGAAAUCAACGAGGGCGGUGGCAAUGCGAUCGGCGUGUCGACGGACGUUAGCUCCGCAGAGAGUAUUAAGAAUGUGUUGAAGGAAAUUGAUGAAAAGUUCGGCAAGGAGGCGACUUGUGCGGCAGCGAUAUUCAAUGCGGCGGGGAAGCUUGUCAUCAAGCCGUUCCUGGAGCAGACGGAGGAGUCGUUCCUCGCGCCGUUUGAUGUGAAUUGCAAUCUCCCACGCCUACUGGCCACCGCAUCACAAUCUCCCAAACCAACAUACCCACCAACACUGAUCUUUACCGGUGCCACCGCAUCGCUCAAAUCAUCCGCGAACUUCUCGUCCUUCGCCGUCAGUAAAUUCGCGACACGGGCGUUGGCGCACUCUCUGACGCGCGAGUUCGGCCCUAAGGGGGUGCACGUCGCACAUGCAAUCAUUGAUGGCAUUAUCGAUACACCUGGCACGGCGGGCUUCAUGGCCGAUGCGGGUCCGGAUGCCAAGAUUGAUCCAGAGACGGUGAGUUGCCCAACUGCAUGA
Exophiala bonariae is the source of this 657-nucleotide messenger RNA. RefSeq lists its product as uncharacterized. The record is from RefSeq and is a predicted model, not a curated record. The transcript has 3 exons. The coding region runs from base 1 to 657 and encodes 218 amino acids. Lineage: Eukaryota; Fungi; Ascomycota; Eurotiomycetes; Chaetothyriales; Herpotrichiellaceae.